Messenger RNA from Dendronephthya gigantea, 1334 nucleotides. Its product is annotated as actin-related protein 2/3 complex subunit 1A-like. Gene Ontology annotation, biological process: Arp2/3 complex-mediated actin nucleation. The record is from RefSeq and is a predicted model, not a curated record. The transcript has 12 exons. Gene Ontology annotation, cellular component: actin cytoskeleton; Arp2/3 protein complex. Bases 101 to 1222 code for a protein of 373 amino acids. Gene Ontology annotation, molecular function: actin filament binding. Lineage: Eukaryota; Metazoa; Cnidaria; Anthozoa; Malacalcyonacea; Nephtheidae.
CUUUUUUCAGUUUUUCUUGUGUUUCUUCCGUGUUGACUGUCCAGAGUCCGCGGAGUUUUUAGCGAUUUUUACAGUAAAAAAGAUAUUUUAAAGCUUCAGUAUGUCUGGAAAGAGUGUUCAUGAGCUAAUUGUUGGACCAAUAACCUGUUUCGCCUUGGACAAGCAGAGACAAAAACUGGCAUUCUCCCCAAAUGACCACACUGUCCAUAUCUAUAAAUUGGCUGGGAAUAAAUGGCAACCUGAUUGUGUUUUAACUGAGCAUGGUCAGAAUGUGACUGGCAUUGAUUGGGCAGCUGAAAGCAACCGUCUUGUCACAUGUGGAGCUGACAGGAAUGCGUAUGUGUGGACACUGCAGGAAGGAAAGUGGAAACCAACUUUGGUUAUUUUACGUAUCAAUCGCGCAGCAACAUGCGUGAAGUGGUCACCCAAAGAGGACAAAUUUGCUGUCGGAAGUGGUGCAAGGCUGAUCUCAGUUUGCUAUUUUGAAGAAGAGAAUAACUGGUGGGUUAGUAAACACAUCAAGAAGCCACUGAGAUCAACUGUUACCAGCCUGGAUUGGCAUCCAAGCAAUAUUCUACUUGCUGCUGGUUCGACCGACUUCAAAGCCAGAGUUUUCUCUGGUCAUAUCAAAGAGGUUGAUGGCAAACCACCGAAGGAAACCCAGUGGGGUGAGAAACCUUCAUUUGGUACAUGCCUUGCCGAAUUCUCAAAUGGAAGAGGUGGCUGGGUUCAUGAUGUGUCUUUCUCUGCUGGUGGUGAUAAACUGGCCUGGGUUGGUCAUGACUCCAGUAUCAGUGUUGUGGCAUCUUCAAACCAAGCUCAGAUAUACACCAUCAAGGGAGAAUUCUUGCCAUUCAUUUCCUGCACCUGGAUCACAAACAACAGUGUUGUUGCUGGAGGUCAUGAUUACGUGCCUUUGCUGUUCAGCGUUGACGAUGCUGGUCAACUGACUUUCAACCAAAAACUGGAUGUUGCUAAGAAGAAGGAAUCUGAGGCGAUGAGCGCUAUGGCAAAGUUCAGAACUAUGGACAAAGAAGCUUCGACAGGGGACUCCAACAAGGCUGUGAAUACUACUCAUCAGAACUCCAUCAGUCAAAUUUCCAUCCACACUGGUGACAAGGGAAACACGAGCAAGUUCGCUUCUGUUGGUGUCGAUGGUCGCUUUGUCAUCUGGGACGUGAAGGGGCUGGAGGCUUCAAUUGCUGGUCUGAAAAUUGCUUAAAAUUUCAACGUUCGCGAGAGAAACGUAAUCGAUUUAAAAUGUAGAAAACAAUUUCAUUUUUUUCUGUGUACUUUCUACAAUACUCUUCAAAUAUACAGUUUUUGCUAACGAG